UAGACGUCAUCAGCGCGCGCCGCUUCCCUUGACAUUCACGGUGCAGUAUCCAUGCGGAAUGUUUUCUAGUUAAUUGUAGUUUUUUUAAUAACCGUGGGUAAAGGAAGUAACAAUGUCCGUGAAACAAGCCUCGAUACAUGCUAAAUGGAUUAUCGGGAGAGUCAUCGGAACUAAGAUGAGGAAAACAGCAAAAGUCCGGGUUACCAGACUGGUCCUGGACCCGUACUUACUCAAGUUUUACAACAAAAGGAAGACCUACUUCGCCCAUGAUGCCUUGGAGCAGUGCACUGUUGGGGACGUGGUUUUGUUGAAGGCUUUACCAGAGAGGCGAAGCAAACAUGUCAAACACGAACUGGAGGAGAUUGUGUUCAAGGUCGGGGCAGUUGUCGAUCCCCUGACCGGCAAGAAGGUCGCAGGUCCGCAGUAUCUCGAGCCUCUUACUGCGUCCACAGAAAACCCAGACGCGUCUUUAACGGAAAAAUUACAACAGCUGAACAUUUCCGCGGCUUCCUCACCCCAGAGUUCUGCCUCUUAACGUCAUAUUUUUUUAUAUUCAUUUGUGAACUACUUGUUGAUUUUGUCAUGCAGAUUAAAAAAAUAAUAAUAAUAAUGA
Clarias gariepinus (North African catfish) is the source of this 613-nucleotide messenger RNA. RefSeq names its product mitochondrial ribosomal protein S17 (gene mrps17). The transcript has 3 exons. Gene Ontology annotation, molecular function: structural constituent of ribosome. The coding region runs from base 113 to 535 and encodes 140 amino acids. Gene Ontology annotation, biological process: mitochondrial translation. The record is from RefSeq and is a predicted model, not a curated record. Lineage: Eukaryota; Metazoa; Chordata; Actinopteri; Siluriformes; Clariidae. Gene Ontology annotation, cellular component: ribosome; mitochondrial small ribosomal subunit.